CGACGCGCGGGCGGCCACGGGCGCCAACGUCUCACCUGUGAGCUGUGACCUUUCCCCCCUGUUCCUCAGAUCUUUGGAUUCUCCGUCCCUCCGUCUGAUGAUCUCUGCGCCUCUGCGGGUGUCGGCGCCGAAGGCUGCCGUCGGGGGUGGGUCGUUCCUGUUCGGCGGCGCGUCCUACGUCGAUUCCAAGCCCAGCAAGAUCAAGAUCCGGUGCGCCGCGGCGGCGGCGCCGGCGGUGGGGAGGGGGGGCGCUGCUGCUGCUGCCGCCACGCUGUACGAGGUGCUGGGCCUGCGCGCCGGCGCGACGGGCAGGGAGAUCAAGGCCGCGUACCGGCGCCUGGCGCGGGAGCGGCACCCGGACGUGGCGCCCGCGCCCGGCGCCGCCGCGGAGUUCGUCCGCCUCCACGACGCCUACGCCACGCUCUCCGACCCGGACACCCGCGCGCGCUACGACCGCGGCGCCGUGGCCGUGGCGCAGCGCCCGUGGAGCGGCGGCGGCGGCGGCGGCCGGCCCCGCCGCACAUGGGAGACGGACCAGUGCUGGUAGAAGAGAGCCUCGAGUCUAGACACACGGGCCGGGCAGAGCGCCCACGCCGUUCUUGUCUGUCUGCAGAGUAGUUAGGACCUCCCUCCCUGCCGCCAGCCAUGCGGCCAUGGCGGCUCACCGUGGAUUUUUUUUUUUUUUUUUUUUUUUUUUUUUUUUUUGUAUUGGUGGCCAUCCAUGUAGUGUGAUUUCGUUUUCCUUCUUCGUGUAUGAUCUUGAGAAGGGAUUGCGAACAAAUUGACCUAUGUAAAUACUAGUAUCGUUGAGAGGUUUGAAGGAAGCAGCCCUGCCUCUGUUAAA
This is a messenger RNA of Sorghum bicolor (sorghum), 844 nucleotides long. Its product is annotated as chaperone protein dnaJ 11, chloroplastic. Bases 98 to 547 code for a protein of 149 amino acids. The record is from RefSeq and is a predicted model, not a curated record. The transcript has a single exon. NCBI's taxonomy places the organism in Eukaryota, Viridiplantae, Streptophyta, Magnoliopsida, Poales, Poaceae.